AUGCCGCUAGUCUGCAGCCAGAGUCUACCUCCUUCACUUUGUCUCCCGACCUUUAUAGAUUUUCCUUCCUCCUCAAGCUGCAGCAUCUUUUUAUUGCUUCCCUCUGUUGCUUGGAUCCCAAAAUCCAAAAGAAGAAAAGCUAUCGUGACAAACACGAAGAUGAGCAGUGCGCCGAAUCCUGGAGGCCCCCCCUUUGGGCAAGGCCGUGGUCGUGGUAGUGGUCGUGGUCGUGGUCGUGGUAGUUGGCGUGGUGGUCGUCGUGGGCGGGGAGGCCCAGUCGACCAAAGCAGCUUUGCCUCUGGAUCAGCUUCAAACAAACCCUAUGGCUUGCGUCAGCAACCAGAAAACAAUGCAACCCUCGCUCAAGAGGUCGUUGAAGAUAUGGACAACCAAUCUUCAUCUCGUCUUCGCUCUGGCUCGGUGAAUCAACAGAAGAAACUACCCUCAUCCGCCUUUGGCCCAGGAACCGAUAACCCCCACCUUCGCAAUGCGUCAGUUCGUCCUCUGAUCGGUAAUCACGACCCAUCAUUCUCAGAUAUCGCCAACAUCGGCCUGGAAGGUUCAGCCACUGCACGAAAUCAACAACAGCCCAACCAGGUCCAGAAUGAUCCCUCGACAGGACUCUUUGGUACCCUGGACGUUGCCAAGAGUAACAACAAGGUUGUUGGCAGAACUAGGCAUGGUCAUGACAAGCGUAACCCCCUCCUCAAGACUGGUCAGGGCGUUAAGAAAGCAAGCAAGUCGAAGGCAAAGCACGGCUUCAGUAAAGGAGAGCGCCAUCACAUACAAACAUCAUUCAGCAUGUUCUCGACCGACGAUAUCCACUUCAAUCCUAGUGUGCGUAGAGGCGCCAAUCUUGCCGAGAUCAAUUUGGUUAAUGGUAUGACCAAGGAACAAAUUACCCCCAAGGCAGCCGAGGAUUUACUUGUUCUUGACUACUACAAUGGUGAACCUCGACAGACCGGUGACUACCCGACGCACACGCACAUGCCCAAGCUCAGACAGCUUACCCAAGCAGUUGUGUUCGUCUCUGGUAUCAACAUACUUGGCGCGAUGGAGAGCACUCUCGUAAAGAAAAUGAACUUGAAAUAUCAUUUCAGCAGUCAAAAUCCAGCCGUUGUUUUGAGCCAAGUGAAUGGUGAAGACAAGACUCAGCCAUUGCCUUUCAACACUUCAGUUCCUAUCCACCGAGAACACAUGACGCCUUUUCAUAUCAACAAUGAGAAGGUCAUCACUUGGCGUAAGAUUGUCAACUUGGCAGCAUCCAUGCAGGAGCAGCUCGACAUCUUCCAAAACUGGAUGGGGACUGAUAUGAGUAGUAAGCAGCUCGGAGAGAUCCAAGACCACUUUACGAAGCUCAACUGCGUUGAAAUUGACUGCCUCAAUUUCUGUGUCCGCAAGGACUCGGACUUCCAUAGCGACUCGGAACUCGGCGAGAUCGUUCGGGACUUUGCUCUCAAAGCCAAUGUUGUCUUGGUUGUUAUGCGUGAUCCCCAGGCGGCUGGAGUCAAUGCCUGCACUGACAGAUUCUUUGACAUGAUGAUGCAAAACUCCUUGGCAGGUGCCUAUUGGUUCUACAAAGCACAACUCGACAAUGUCAAGAUGCAGUGGAUCAAAGAACUGCAGAAGAUCCAAGAUAGUGGCUCUUACACACCCAUCACCUUCCCCGGCUGGAUGCAAAGCGUCGAUCCUCAAACAGGCGAUGUUCGCGUUCUCAGCAACACUGCGUAUCAGAAAUUUGAUUCCUUGGAGGACUACCGCUUUCAGUUCUCAUUGGCAAUCUACCGUGAUCACAUGCAUGCUGCUGUUGCUCACCUUCAGAAUUACGGAGAAGGAAAGCCUCAUGGGGGUACUAUCGUGUCGAUAAAUCCUACCACACGUAGGUGUCAAAUCGACUUCAACAUCAAGAACUAUGGAGGCCUCGGUAGACCUCCCCUCCCAGCAGAUACGAUCACCAUCCGACUUGUCUCUGCUUCAACCGAGCCUGAUGAGCUGAGCGGUGAUCAUGUCAUGGAACACACUCCGGAAGCUAUCAUCCGCCAUCGUCUGAGAUCAAGCGAGGUAGGUGGCACAGAGUCGGUCAUUCAGACUCAGAAUGCGAUAGAAAACAACAGCUGGCCUUCGCACGCUUACUCUGCUCCUGCUCCUGUGCAGUACCAUUGGAGAGCAAGCCGCUUCGACACUCCUGAGAUUGAUAAUGCCGACUACAGAGCUGCCAUCACUCUGGAUGAUAGCCAACUUAGUCUCUUCACUGAGGGCCAGGACUGCGAGUUCGAGAUCUUCACCAAGUCUAGUGACCUCGCUGCAGUCCGUCAAAUGAAGGCGAUUAGCUUCAUCUCGAGACAUGUCAAUCGCUAUGAUGAGAACUAUGCGCUUCAGUCGAUGAUCAUGGGACGAAAGAUCAGAUUGCCCCAGCAACCUCUGUUUGAGCUGUGUACUAACGAGCUGCGAAAAGCAGCCGUGAAAGCUUACUUUAAAGCAUCGUCUCUGAAUCCUCAGCAGAAGGAGGUCAUGUAUAAGUCUUUCUGGUCUGGUGACUUUCUGACGUUGAUCCAAGGUUCACCGGGAACUAGCAUGAGUGUUACAAACUCUGUCAUUGGCACCAUUUCGGUAAUUCUGGGCAACAAUACCCUUGUCGUGGCUCCUUCAAACAAGACCGUAUGGUCUCUGAUGAAGAAGCUCAUCAAGCAGCGCCAGACCGUUAAUGAGCAGCAGCCGGGCAUGGCUGACGAGUAUAAGCUCAUCUACUUUGGUACUCUUCGGCUCACGAAGAGUGAGCUGCAAUCAGAGCAUGAGCCUUCUCUGGAUGAUGAAUAUCACCACUGGUAUUGCAUUGUCAAUACAAUCAAGUCCUGGAGAGGCGACAUGCGCGUACCUGCUGGCAAUGAAGAUCAAGAAGCAGCCAGAGUUUGGGUCCAGCAAUGGGACAAGAUCCAAAGUGGCGGAUUGCUGGAUGCUGUGGAGCUGGCGAGUUACCUGAGCCUCGGCAUGAAGGCUGCACCUAAAGUCUUCCAAGACGAGACACUGCCGAUGAUUGUCGUCUCCACCUGCAAUAACUCGGCUCAACUCGCAGAAUGGAAGUUGCAGUUUCCAGUCGUUCUAAACGACGAACACGCAUUCUGCAACGAGCCCGACAGCAUCAUUCCUCUCCAGAUGGGCUGCAAAAAGCUCAUUGCCACAAGUGAUCGUGAGCAGUUGUCGCCAGUUUCACAUGCCCUGGGAGCCAGCGAGCAGUUCGAUACCUUUAGUUUACCGCCCUUCCGGAGACUGCUGCAGCUGUACGCGGAUAAGUGCGUCACGCUGACCAUCAAUUAGCUCGCGAUCAUCCUACUCCUCAACUGGUCCCAGUGGUGAUGUCAAAUCAAAAUGUUCUGUCUAGUCUGAUACCAUCUUGUACUUCCCUCUCUCUGGUAAUUUCUGCUUCUGGCCAUGGGACGUCAAUUACAGACUUGCUACAUUCUUCAUCCGUGCGUCAAGGAAUUAUGAGAAGAUUUGAUGCAAUAGCAAACUCGUAUUUUGUUAUCAGUCUCCUGUCCUAACUUUGACGAAUGCCAGGAAUUUUCAAAGGCUCUAAAAUGAGACCUUGUAGGGUACCUAUGGCUCGAUUGAAUCUCAAAAACAACAAUUCCCGUGAUCAUUUUACGAAGUGUAUAGAACGAUUCUUCUUCACUGAUUUCAUAUCCAGUGCACCAGUCAAUGUUGGUUAUCUGAGCUCGGACUGGACGAUCAUUGUCCACAGCGCGCAUCCAGGGCGAGGCGACCUCAUAGCUCCAUAUGCGGACCUCGGGAAUCCUGC
Cadophora gregata is the source of this 3796-nucleotide messenger RNA. RefSeq lists its product as uncharacterized. Gene Ontology annotation, molecular function: helicase activity. The coding region runs from base 1 to 3315 and encodes 1104 amino acids. The transcript has 2 exons. The record is from RefSeq and is a predicted model, not a curated record. NCBI's taxonomy places the organism in Eukaryota, Fungi, Ascomycota, Leotiomycetes, Helotiales, Ploettnerulaceae.